AACUUUCAUGGUUAACGUGAUGUGCAUACAAGCCUUAUAAACUUCGUGCAUUCUGCAGAAAACCGAAUUACUCUUCUUCAAGGACCAACAUAGAAGCCGCCAUGUUGCCUCUCCUGACCGUGUUUACACUGUGUCUCUCCGCUGUCCUCUCGGCUCCCAGCCUGGAUCCACAGCUGGACGAACACUGGAACCUGUGGAAGAACUGGCACAGCAAGGACUAUCAUGAGAAGGAGGAGGGCUGGAGGAGGAUGGUUUGGGAGAAAAACCUCAAGAAGAUUGAGAUGCACAACCUGGAGCACUCCAUGGGCAAACAUACCUACCGUUUGGGCAUGAACCACUUUGGAGACAAGACCAACGAGGAGUUCCGUCAGCUGAUGAACGGGUACCGGCAGAAGGCUGCCAACCAGAGGAAGUUCAGGGGAUCCGUGUUCUUGGAGCCCAACUUCCUGGAGGCUCCCCGUCAGGUGGACUGGAGGGAGAAGGGGUAUGUUACCCCUGUUAAAGACCAGGGACACUGUGGGUCUUGUUGGGCCUUCAGCACCACAGGCGCCAUGGAGGGUCAAGUGUUCAGGAAGACCGGUACUCUGGUGUCCCUCAGUGAACAGAACCUUGUUGACUGCUCCCGUCCAGAGGGCAAUGAGGGCUGCAACGGUGGUCUGAUGGACCAGGCCUUCCAGUACAUCAAAGACAACAAUGGACUGGACUCCGACGAUGUGUACCCAUACCUGGGAAUUGACGACGGGCCAUGUAACUAUGACCCCAAGUACAACUCUGCCAACAACACGGGCUUCGUAGACAUCCCCAGAGGCAAGGAGCACGCUCUGAUGAAGGCCGUGGCAGCGGUCGGGCCGGUGUCUGUUGCCAUCGAUGCCAGCCAGAGGUCCUUCCAGUUCUACCAGUCAGGUAUUUACUAUGAUGAGGACUGCAGCAGUGAUGCCCUGGACCACGGGGUCUUGGUGGUUGGCUACGGGUUCGAGGGGGAGGAUGUCGAAGGGAAGAAGUACUGGAUUGUCAAGAACAGCUGGAGUGAGAAGUGGGGAAACAAGGGUUUUAUCUACAUGGCCAAAGACCGGAAGAACCACUGUGGCAUCGCCUCAUCCGCCAGCUACCCUCUGGUCUAGUGUGGACCAGACCAGCAUGCCUCAGCAAGAGCUUACAAAACAGGAUCCUGUGAGCUGUACAACUAACUGAAACUACUAAAAAUUACUGGAUGUCUAACAGCCUGAAUGAGAUUCAGGAUUUGACUGAGUUUCUGGCUGAUAGUCUGGGUCUCUACAUGAAUGACAAGUGGGCUGUGAAGAGUUCUAUAUGGAUUUCAAGGUUAAACAACAAACAGUUUGGGUUUAUUGCCUUUUAUGUUGGUUGUGAAAUUCCAAGCCAUCUUUGUUUUAACUGACUUCAAUUUGCUUUUAGUUUUUGGUCUUAUGUCUGAUUUUAAUUUCUUACCAUUGCUCUGCUAAUUAUUGUGCUUAUUAUGAUUAAUUAAACCUGAAGGUUUUGUUUCACUGAAUUU
This is a messenger RNA of Esox lucius (northern pike), 1513 nucleotides long. RefSeq names its product cathepsin L1-like. Gene Ontology annotation, biological process: immune response. Gene Ontology annotation, molecular function: cysteine-type endopeptidase activity. The coding region runs from base 102 to 1121 and encodes 339 amino acids. The record is from RefSeq and is a predicted model, not a curated record. The transcript has 8 exons. NCBI's taxonomy places the organism in Eukaryota, Metazoa, Chordata, Actinopteri, Esociformes, Esocidae. Gene Ontology annotation, cellular component: lysosome.